GGAUUUGGGAACUGAAAUUCCCAUGGAAUUCCCGAGGUUUUAGGGUUUUCCUGGAGAAUCCCGGACUUCCCAUGAGCCGUCCCUCCCCUCCACCAUUCCCAGGAGCUGCGUAGGCGGCACCAUGAGCGGCCUCGGGGACGGUGCCGGGGACGCCGCCGGCGCCGAGAGCCGCAAGCGCCGAGCGUCGCCCUGCGAGCCCCCGCACAGCUCAGAAAAGCGGCGGCGGGAGCAGGAGCAGCGCUACCUGGCCGAGCUGGCCGAGCUGCUCUCGGCCAACCUGGGCGAGCUCGACUCGCUCGGGGGCAAACCCGAGCAGGGGCACAUCCUGAAAAAAACCGUGGACCAGAUCCAGCAGAUCAAGCGCCUCGAGCAGGAGAAGACGCCGGAUGACGACGUGCAGAAAUCCGACAUCUCCUCCAGCAGCCAGGGCGUCAUCGAGAAGGAGUCGCUGGGGCCGCUCCUGCUCGAGGCCCUGGACGGGUUCUUCUUCGUGGUGAACCGCGAGGGGCGCAUCGUGUUCGUGUCGGAGAACGUGACGGGGUACCUGGGCUACGGGCAGGAGGAGCUGAUGAACUCCAGCGUGUACAGCAUCCUGCACGUGGGUGACCACGCCGAGUUCGUCAAGAACCUGCUCCCCAAAUCCCUCGUGAACGGGGUUCCGUGGCCGCAGGAGCCGUCGCGCCGGGGCAGCCACACGUUCCAGUGCCGGAUGCUGGUGCGGCCGCCGGACGAGGCCGGGGCGGAGCAGGCGGAGCUGCGGCAGCGCUACGAGGCCAUGCAGUGCUUCACCGUCAGCCAGCCCCGCGCCUUCCAGGAGGAGGGAGAAGAUUUCCAGUCGUGUCUGAUCUGCAUCGCCCGGAGGCUGCCACGCCCGGCCGCCCCCGCCCCCACCGAGUCCUUCGUCACCAAGCAGGACACCACAGGAAAGAUCAUCUCCAUUGACACAAGCUCUCUGCGCGCGGCCGGCCGGACGGGCUGGGAGGAUCUGGUGCGGAAAUGCAUCUACGCCUUCUUCCAGCCCCAGGGCCGCGAGCCCUCCUACGCCAAGCAGCUCUUUCAGGAAGUGAUGACGCGGGGCACGGCCUUCAGCCCCUCGUACCGCUUCACGCUGAGCGACGGCUCCGUGCUGAGCGCCCACACCAAGUGCAAGCUCUGCUACCCCUCGAGCCCGGAGCUGCAGCCCUUCAUCAUGGGCAUCCACGUCAUCGAGAGGGAUCACGGAAUUCUGUCCCCCCAGGACGCCCCCGCCCCGGGCCUGGCGCUUGCCAGGGUGAACCCCAGCGUGGCCCCGGCGCCGGGCAUGGCGCUGCCGCCCUCCCUGCCCGCGUCCAACGGCUCCCCCCACCCCGGGAACUUCGGGAACCCUCUGGGCUCCAGCGUUGCCUUAAGCCAGAGCGCCGGGAACGCCCACCCGCUGUCCCACGGCGGCUCCCCCAUGAACAGCCCCGGCGUGCCGGCGCCGCCGUUCCGGCACCGAGGGAGCCCCGGCUUGAUCGCCAGAUCCAGAGCUCCCUUCUCGCCGGCCGUGCACUCCCCGGCUUCCUCCUCGUCGUCAUCCUCGUCGUCGGGGAGCUCCCGACCCUUUCCCAGCUCGCCUCCGGCCAAUCCGGCGUUCCUGAGGCAGCCGAGCGCCCAGAGCUCCCCCGGCCGCGCCAAGGGCGACGCCAAGGACGCCUCCGCCGUCAUCCAGGAGAGCAGCGCGGCCGACAAAGCCUCGGAGCCGGGAAUCCCGCACGGAUCCGAGGGCGGCGGCGGCGGCGGGGACGGCAGCGCCACCAGCAGCGGGAAGUGUCCCCAGGGCACGAGCCACCGGCUGGUGCAGCUACUGGCCAGCACGGCCGAGCAGCAGCUGCGGCACCACCACGACGCCGACACCAGCUCCAAGGAUUCCUUGGCGUGCGCCGGCAUUGCCGGGAGCUCCGCGCCGGCCCCGCCGUGCCCGUCGUCGCACAGCUCGCUCACCGAGCGGCACAAGAUCCUGCACCGGCUGCUGCAGGAGGGCAGCCCCUCCGACGCCGCCGAGCCCGACAAGAAGGAGAAUUGCGGCGUCGGGAAUUCCGGCGUCGGGAGCUGCGGCGUCGGGAAUUCCGGCGUCGGGAGCUGCGGCGGCGGGAGCUGCGGGAUGGCGGAGGCGGAGAAGAAGAAGGAGAGCAAGGACCACCAGCUGCUGCGGUACCUGCUGGACAAGGACGAGAAGGAGGCGGGCGCGGCGGCGGCGGCGGCACCGGGGAUCAGCCUGGACGACGUCAAGGUCAAGGUGGAGAAGGGAGAGGCCGCAGAGGCGUGUCCGGCCCCGCCCGCCGGCGUUGCCAAAAUUCCGGCCGGGGAUGAGGUCAAGAUGGAGGCGCCGGGACAGUUCUCGGCCGAGCUGGAGCAGCUGGAUCAGCUCCUCCCUUCCCUGGACAAAGCAGCUCCGAUCGCCACCGUGUCCGGAGGAGUGUCCGGAGUGUCCGGAGUGGCCGGGAUGUCCCCCCUGCAGCCCAGCACGGCCGCCAGAGCCCCCUCAGGGCUCCCCGAGGUCGAUGUCGCCGUCCCCGACCCCGUCCUGGCCCUCGCGGAGCCGCUGCCCUGCCCGGCCUCGGCAAGGCCGACGAGUGAGCCGUGUCCCCUGGAGGAGCUGCUGCUGCCGCCGGGCAGCGCCGAGGGCCGCAGCGAGGAGAAGGCGCUGCUGGAGCAGCUCUGCACCUUCCUCAGCGGCCGCGACGACACCGAGCUGGCCGAGAUCGACCGCGCCCUCGGCAUCGACAAACUCGUGCAGCUCGUCACCUUCCUGAGAGGGAGGGACGACACCGAGCUGGGGGAGAUCGACCGCGCCCUCGGCAUCGACAAACUCGUGCAGGUGUGA
Messenger RNA from Melospiza melodia melodia, 2845 nucleotides. RefSeq names its product nuclear receptor coactivator 1-like. The transcript is spliced from 15 exons. Gene Ontology annotation, molecular function: nuclear receptor binding; protein dimerization activity. The coding region runs from base 122 to 2845 and encodes 907 amino acids. The record is from RefSeq and is a predicted model, not a curated record. NCBI's taxonomy places the organism in Eukaryota, Metazoa, Chordata, Aves, Passeriformes, Passerellidae. Gene Ontology annotation, biological process: cellular response to hormone stimulus; positive regulation of transcription by RNA polymerase II. Gene Ontology annotation, cellular component: nucleus.